Molecule: messenger RNA, 287 nt
Organism: Salvelinus sp. IW2-2015
Lineage: Eukaryota; Metazoa; Chordata; Actinopteri; Salmoniformes; Salmonidae
Source: RefSeq, a predicted model, not a curated record
CAGGUUCUAGAGCGUCUGUUCCAGAAGGGUUUCAGUGUGGCAGCGUCCUGCGGCGGCGGGGUGGACUCCUCCCAGUUCAGCGAGUACGUGCUGUGCCGUGAGGACCGGCGGAGUAUGUCCAUGAACACCCCCAUCAGGAUAAAACAGGAGCCCCUGGACUAGAGAGACUUUAGGARAGGAGAGGGACUAGCCACGAGGGGCUCCUCACCCCCCUACUGGACAGAACAAACCCAAACCCUAAUAUCCCUCCACCUCACACCACAAAAACCAACCCAGCAAGAAACACC